Molecule: messenger RNA, 989 nt
Organism: Magnolia sinica
Lineage: Eukaryota; Viridiplantae; Streptophyta; Magnoliopsida; Magnoliales; Magnoliaceae
Exons: 1
Coding region: 87-743 (218 amino acids)
Source: RefSeq, a predicted model, not a curated record
UUUUUAGAUUCUUGGCAUUUUAUGUUGUUUUGAAAGUAAAUACUCCAUCUUUUAUUAUAUUUCGUAUCGUCCAUCUAUUACUGGACAUGGAAGUACAUUCUCGUGUGAACUCCCAUGUAGCCAAAAGACUAUGGAAUUUCAUAAGGAUUGCGUAUUUUAUGAUGAGGAAAGGGUUAGUUUCAAAGCGAAAAAUCAUCAUAGACAUGAAUUUGAUGAUGAAGAGAGGGAAAGUCGUUGGAAAAUCGUUGGGGAAUCUCAUGUUCCAUCACAACCAUCCGCGAAGCGGGCCGCGUGGCUUUGGCGUACAGGAUUAUGAAUUUUCAUGUAGUAAUAGCCCAAAUCCUGUUUUUUUCCACGUUGGUAAGCGAAAACAUCACCACCACUACUUUCCUUCGAUUCCCUGCAUCAAAGGCCCAGAUGAACCAGAAGAGUCCGACGAGCCGAAGGCCGUGAUCAUGUUACCCAAUAUCGAUUACUCGCCGGAUUAUUCAUACAACUUACAGACGGACGUGCCGGAUCUCGCCGUCGGCGAGAAAUUGAGCCCCAUGGUCUCUCCAUUCUCCGUCAGAGUGUCCAAUUAUUCAUCUGAUGAUGAGAAUGAUAGUGGGGCCCGCCAGGUUGAUAGGGAGGCUGAAGAAUUCAUCAGGAGCUUCUACGAGCAACUGAGGGUCCAGAGCCGGACAGCUUUGCUACAAUAUCAGGAAAGGCAAUACCAGGAGAUGCUAGCAAGGGGGACCCACUAGAGUGGCCAUGAUCAUCAUCAUCACCUUCAUCUUCACCGUACAUAAAUGCAUGGAUGCAUAUAUAAAUAGUUGUGUACUUUCUCUUUGAAAUCUUCCAACGGUUUUAUAUGUGGAGAUGGUUUGUUACAUGGUAUGCAUUUUUAUGUAUACAUUUCUAUAGUUUUUUUUUUUUAAUCUUUAUUUUUAAUAUGUAAAACCAUGUAUUGAUUUCUUUAUUAGAAUGGUGUGGACAGUUAAGUACGUGAA